AUGGCCAAUUAUGUGCGAAACCCAACACAACCCUGGGACUAUCAAAAGCUCGCCAUCGCUGCGACAGUCAUUCUCGCAAUGCUGGCGCUGGGAGCAUUGCUUUACCUACUGAUUUGGUAUGUUCGGCGAAGACUUCACUCCCGGAGACCUCGAAGCCAGCGGAUUCAGGAGAACGAUCUCUUUGAUCAUUCUGCAGUGUCCGUGGCAGAAGACACGAGCAGAACUCUCGAUGACUUUCUCAUGAAGGAUAUUCAGCCCGAGCGAACAUCAGUCAUGUUCAGCAGAAGCCGAUCUCCAUCCACCACUGUCGUUGUUGACAACUUCAGCCUCGACUGCUAUAAGUCUCCGUUUCGGUCGUGUUCCACAAACUACGAGAUAUCGGUUGCGCCCUUGAGCCACAUCGACAGUUGCGGACAGGUGACAGGGCAUGAAUCGGUACCAUAUGUCUGGCAGUCAGACGAGCCUCAGAGGAGCCCUGGGCAGCGUUCAUCAAGUACCACGCCACGAGCCUCCACUUCGUCUAACGUGGUACAAACGCCGCGAUCCUCCCAGGUAUGGGCUACAACUUCUGCUAGUGCUGAGACGUUUUCAAACGUCACUCGAGCUUCAAGUCGCUCUCAUCGCCCUCAAGUUUCCCCGAGCCCAUCCAUCACUCCCAGUUCUCACGCAUACACGAGACACUCAAAUGCUUCUCGUGGGUCAAGUCGGCCGCCUAGCACAGAUCCAUUACAGUCUGCAUCCCGGAUGUUUGACGAGACAGAGCUAUCUGGAACCCGAUACAUAGACUCUAUGAGAUCAGUGUCUCCUUGUUCUCCUGUUUGCUUGGUACCGGAAGACAGUUUGGCCAAUAUUGAUCGAUUCCGAUGGGCACCCGUUGCCGAAACCCCCUUCUCUUCUUCUCAUUGA
This is a messenger RNA of Penicillium paradoxum, 906 nucleotides long. RefSeq lists its product as uncharacterized. The record is from RefSeq and is a predicted model, not a curated record. NCBI's taxonomy places the organism in Eukaryota, Fungi, Ascomycota, Eurotiomycetes, Eurotiales, Aspergillaceae. The transcript has a single exon. Bases 1 to 906 code for a protein of 301 amino acids.